CUCGUGUAUGCUAACGCUAACGGUCACGAAUAAAAGUGGCAACGUUGCUCUUCGCUUGUUUAGGUUGCGGUGUUGCAGAUACUCGAUGAACGGGUAUCACAGUGUAUCCUCGUUUCUGGCAUUUAUCACAAAUAUAACGUAUUUUUGUAAGUCAAAGAACAUGUGCGUCAUUGAUUGAAGACAUUCUACAUUAUAACUUAUACUAUAAAUGAAAAACCGACGUUAAUUCUUAUCUAUUAAAUAAUAAUAUCGACAUCCAUUGAUUCGGACAAUGGAGUACACGUGUUACUUGAUACAGUAACUGUCGUUAGAUAUACAACUUCAGUCCGCCAUUUUUGUUAGUUGAGUACUUAUGGGCCAGGGACGACUCAUGUUGGCGCGUCAUCGAGGGGCCCAAAUUGUAUUAUCUUCAUCUACGUUAAAAGAAAAGUUGACUCUGUAACAUAGAUCGUAACGAAAAUUGUAUCUAACACAACGUAACAAUUUUGUACGUGAGUGGUAUAGUUAACAAAGUUAUGACACCGAGUGGGCUACAUCGAUUUGGAGGAUCUAUUAAAAGAUAUUAAUUUUUGGAGAUAAAUGGGUGACCUGUGACACUGUCUUGCAUAUCUUACCUUUUUUUACAAUGGAGGCUUUAAGAAGCAAGUCUGUACAUAGUACUGACUCUAUACGUUCAUUGUCUUGUAUCAAUGCGCAUCAUAUUGAUGAAUUAUCAAAAGAAAAAGAAGAUGAAUUAUUAUAUGGAGGCGAUGAUGGCGAUGAAGAGGAUGCACUUUCAGAUGAUAGUAUGCGUUUAAGAUUAUCUGAUGAUGAUGAGGCUGAGCCAGAUGAUAUUUUGACAUCUGUCUUAGACGAUAAAGAACAUAAGCCAAAAAAUAUAAAAAUAGACGUGACAUGUGGAGGGAAUGAAGAUGUGCAAGAUUCACCUGUUCCUGAAAAAAAUGAAAUGAAGAGUGACACAACUCCUUCGAGGGAAAGAAAGGAAGAGGAACAUUGUUCAGGUAAUGUUUCCAUGGGUGACAAAGUAUUAACACAUCAUGCAAAGGAUACCAAAAGAAAUCUAAAUGGAUUGAUGAGGCCACAAAUGAUUAAUGUCAUGCCUCGCUAUCCAUGGCCAAAUUAUGAGUUUCAAGGGAGGUUUGCAAGUACCCCUUACAGUCGGUUUCCCUAUGUCAAUCGUUUCCCUUAUGUCAGGCAUCGGUAUUUGGCACCUAGAGGACAAUUUAGAAAUCCAUACAAUUACAAUACUAGAUUUCACAAUGCAUUCGUUCCUUUUGAAAAAGGAAGAGGCAAUGGAAUGUUUAAUUCAUACACCAACUUUAUAUAUCAUAGAGAACAAACAAGAACUUUCAAACCUUCUCCUACGAAGAGAUUUAAUGCUCAAAGUGAUGUUGACCAAAAUGUUAUGUCCCCUCCAGAUGCAAACUUAUCUUCAAGAACUGUAGCUGACACCAGCAUCAAGGAUGAAAACUGUGCUAAUAAGAAUGAAAUUGAAAAAUAUAAUGACUUAGUUAGUAAAACUCCAAUCAGUAGUGAACAGAAUAACGAUGAUUUAUUGACCUACGAUUUUUCGAAAGAUAUUAGCCUCGAAGAUUUAGAAAAAGAUGUUACUGAUAUCAAUCGUGUUAAUGACCCUUUGGGAUUGGAGAAUGAAACGAAAUCUGUGCAAGAGAAUUCGGCAAUGCCGUCUAAUAAUAAGGAAUGUAAAAAUAAUACGUUUAUUGAUAUCAAUACUACAAAUGAGUCCUCUAAUGGCGUAAUUACAUGUCCUUCACAAAAAUCCCAGCAUGAAAAUAAAGAAGGUGUUAAAGAGGAAGAGAAUAUUGAUACAGGUAAUGCUCAGUUUGAUUGUAAUGGUUCACAGGAUUCUAGUAAUUUUAAUACGCUGGCAACAUUAUUAACCGAAAAUCGCAAAAAUUUGUCCAAUAACGAAGACGUAGAGUUCAUUGAAUUGAAUGACGAAAAUAAUAAAAAAGAUAAUGCCAUUGUCAAUAAAAAAGUCAGUUUAGGUUCGAGUGAAAAAAAGGUAGUUGGGGAUUGUGGACUCACUUCGACUCAACAUUGUAUAGAAAUUACUGAGAUGAUAGAGGUAAUCGAGCAUGAUGCACACAAGGGAAGUACAGUAAAUAAUGCAUUAGCAGUAACUAAAAAAGUGGAAAGUCAUAAAAAGGAAAUCUUAACCGAUAAGGACGAUGUAUUUGUGCAAGAUGCACAAUCAAAUACAAUUGUUGAAACUCAUACCCCCAAGACAAAUGAUAUUAUAUUAAAUGAUCAAAAGAAUAGAGAAGGUAGUAAGGAAACCGAAGUAAAACAAAAUAAUACGAUAUUUGAGCCAUUUAUUAAUGGUGAAAAAUGUGAUAAAGCCCGAUUAAAUGAUAGUGAUAAUAGUACAAAUACUUCUAAAUUACUCCAAUUACUUGUUUCUGAUGAUCAUCCAAUUAGUACUAAGCUUCAGGAACGAAAUAAUACUGUCACCAAGGAAAAUGUAAAAUCUGUAAAAAACGAAAGCCCUAUAGUAAAUUCUUCAGUACAUACUGAAAAGAUGGUAUCCAUAUUGGAUGAAAAUAAUGUACCUAGCGUUGAAUCGCAAAACGAUUUGUUAGGUCUUACUAAUAAAGUAAUGGAUAAUGAUGUUAAUGAGAAAAAAGUUGAAGUUCCAGUCAAUCCAGUAAAUCCUCAAAGAAGGAGAAGACGAACAAAAAAAAUGAUCGCGGCAGCACAAGAAGCUGUUUCGGAAGAAGAUAAGCAAGUUAGGGAGAGUGGAAGGCAAAAGAGAAAAACUGCCAAGAAUGCAGAAGAAAUCAUACGAAAGAAAUUUUUAAAUCACGACAGUGAUUUGGAGUCUAGCGAUAGUUCAGAAAAAUUUGUAAUUGUUAAUCAUAAGGUAAAUGAAGAUGUACGAUCUCUAUCUCCACCGUCUUUAAAACGUAACUGUUCCGAUCUGGAUAAUAUAACGAUGAACGGUAGUAUCAAGAAAAUCAAAGUAAAUACAGACUCAUUAUCUGACGAAUUAUCUUCGAAAGAGAAUGAUUCCGAUAGCAUUAAACAACUCGAUUAUGUUAACAAAUUUUUCCAAAGAGAUCUGAAGGAGAAAUUGCCGAAAUUGAAACAAGAAGAAUUAGAAGAUCUUCUAAUACAGAAAAUAGUUGAAACAAUCACAAUGCGUGGAGAAAUUGGUAAAUUAAGGGAACAGGCACGUAUAUCGGAAAGAAAUCAGGAGGUAACACGUGCAAAGUGUCAACAAUUGACCAAACAGAUCAAGGAUUUUGAAAUGGUCCUAAGUCGUAACGCUGCGGAUCGACGUGCUAAUAAUGAUAAACCUGUUCCGCCGAUUAAAAUUAAUAGAUCCGUCGGGUUACAAGUUAAUUUUAUAACGGACCACGGAAUGCAAUGUUUGCGGCAAAUGCAACCGAACGCUAAUAUAAAAUCGGCAAACAUUUCGAGUAACAGUAAUACCACAUUAAAUACCCCUAGUACUGAUACUAAUAAUUCAGCCAGUCCAAGGAGAGGAAUCAAGAUAAGACCACCUAGGCGAAUUGAAACAGUAGCAGCUCAAAAUGUCGUAGUCUCCCAAAGCCACACUCAAUCUCCAAACAUUGUGCCUACUAUAACACCUGCAGCAUUAGUUGUAGCCAAACCUGUGGAGGCACAGCAUCCUUUACAAUUACCUAAUCAGUCUAACGUUCAACAAAUUAUGUCCAAUUCACCAUUACCACCACAACAACCACAACAAACUAUAGUUCUAAAUGGGAAAUUCACGAACCAACUGAGUCGUCAGAAUACCACAGUGAAUAUUGCAAAACCGAGAGCAAAUGAUUUGAUAGACCUUACGGACGAAGAAGAAAAAAGUAAAGGUACUACCAGUGUACCGAUAGUUACAACUACGAUAACAGAUCAACAAAUCAAUUUAGCACAAAAAGCACAACCCUGUUUCCAAAGGGUAAUUCAAACUAUACCUGGAAAUGUAGCUAUAACGAAUCAACCUCCUAGUAUAAGAGUAGUACAACCUGCUAGCCAACCGACACCCACUGCCUUAGUAAAUAAUAUGAGUGCCCCUCGAUUAGCAUAUGUAAUGCAAAGUGGUGUGGGCCCAACAAGGCUGUUACAAAUAGCACCGAAUUCCGCAACGAUACGGCCCGUAACUUCGUGUAAUAGAACUUCGUUUCCAACUUUAACAUACAAAACUGGAAUAUCAACUGUAGCAAAUGGAACAGUCAGAGUACUGACUACUUCAGCUCCAUCAAAUAUACAAUUGAACAAGCAUCCUGCUCCGUUACCAGACACACGAAAUCAUGCUAUAAAUCCUUUAUGGAAACUUCCUCCACCAGCUCCGUCAUUAAAAAUUUCUAAGGUUGCUAAUGGUAUCGUACUGUCUUGGAAUAUGAAUUUAUCUGACAAGUAUGCAGAUAUUGUUAGUUAUCAAUUAUAUGCGUACCAAGAAGUUGCCGGUAUUCCUCCUAGUACAUCGUCAUGGAAAAAAGUCGGAGAUGUUCGUGCUUUACCAUUGCCCAUGGCGUGCACACUUACGCAAUUUUCCGAAGGCAAUAAUUAUUACUUCGCAGUUCGAGCAGUUGACACACAUUCCCGAAAAGGACAAUAUAGUACACCUGGCAAUAUUUCUUUAUAAAAUAUAUGAUCAACAUUAAGUUAUUUUUUUCCAUCUUACUUUUAACGCACAGUUAUAAUAUAACAAAUCAUGACUCAUAUAACAACAAAUUCUAUACAGUCUUAAAUUAUAGUUUAAUUCGAUCAUGUAUCAUUUAAUUCGAUCUAGUACAUGUAAGAUACAUUUAAUGAAAAAUUUGAGACGUAUUUGUAAUUUAGAAGUGUGCUGUAUAGAAUACGCAUACAAAUGAAUUUGUUGUUUAAUAGUAAGUAUUUGUUUAAUUAUAAGUGAUUACUGUUUUACAAUUACUAGUAAUUACGAUUGCGAAUGUAGCUAAACAUAUUUUUCUUGCUCCUUUUUAUACACCUUUAAUUUAUAAAUUCAAAAAAAUAUAAAAAUAUUACUUGUGACAAUGUAUAUAGUUCAUCAUUCUGUUUUUUGCUUAUAAAAUUGCAAUAUACGAAUUUUUAUAAAAUUUUCGUGCCAUGAUUCAUGAAGUAUUAUUCACGUGUUAUUCAGUAGUAUACAAUAAUUAAGUAUAAAAAUGAAUGUUUAAAAUUUCGUGUAUUCAAAAAUGAUAUAUCCAUAUAAAAAAAAUAACGAAUGACAGUAAAGUGCUGGCAAAAUCUAUGUCUGUACAAAAGUACAUAAAAUAUUCUAGUCAACAAGAAUUUCUUUAGCAAUUAUUUUGACAUUCUCACAACUUGUAAAGACUGCUACAAUUAAAGACAAGUACGGAAUUGCUGAAAAGUCUGAUACUGAUAUUAUUCACUAAAGUGUUCAUAAAGUUGCUUCCUUACUUUACAUACGAAUAAUGCCUAUUUUCACUUUUUCACUAACUUUAAUUUACUCCCAUUGUUACUUUUUAGACGAGUCUCGCUGAUACAUAAUUUGCUCAAUUUUUGAUACAUUUGUAAUAAAUUUUAAGUGUUGAAUGAUAAUAUACACUAUGCAGAUUUCGACUAUAUGAAAGGAAAGCAGGCAAUGAAUUAGUGUGAUUGUACAUAUUAAAAUUAUAUAUUCUGAUCUUUAACAUCUCUGUAACCAGAAUAUAUACGAUCUGUAGUGUAAUUGUCUAAUACAUUUAAGUUACACUCAUAAUUUUUGUGUGAUAAAGAUGUAUAAUAAAGUGAUUGUUCAUUUUUUA
This is a messenger RNA of Megalopta genalis, 5753 nucleotides long. The record is from RefSeq and is a predicted model, not a curated record. NCBI's taxonomy places the organism in Eukaryota, Metazoa, Arthropoda, Insecta, Hymenoptera, Halictidae.